Cyphellophora europaea CBS 101466 is the source of this 921-nucleotide messenger RNA. RefSeq lists its product as uncharacterized. The record is from RefSeq and is a predicted model, not a curated record. The transcript has a single exon. Gene Ontology annotation, molecular function: oxidoreductase activity, acting on the CH-OH group of donors, NAD or NADP as acceptor. NCBI's taxonomy places the organism in Eukaryota, Fungi, Ascomycota, Eurotiomycetes, Chaetothyriales, Cyphellophoraceae. The coding region runs from base 1 to 921 and encodes 306 amino acids.
AUGCCGGAUCACCGUGUCGGCAACGUGGACCACUUCACGCCCACGACACACAGCUCUGUUCCAGCCUCGCUCGAUCCUCGGCAGGUGAAGCUCCCACCUAGCUUUACAGUCUGUAUCAUUGGAGCUAGUGCUGGCAUUGGUGAGUACAUUGCGUAUGCCUUCGCGCGGGCUGGGGCAAAGAGCAUCAUCAUCGCGUCUCGCACAGUGAGCGACUUGCAAGCUGUCGCGGCACGUAUUCGAGGCAUCAACGCCUCGGUGACGGUCGAUGUCCAGCAGUGCGACGUUGCCUCUGCCGCAAGCGUGGCUGCGCUGGCUGUCGCUGUUACGAAUCUCUAUGGGCGCCUCGAUGCCGUGAUCCCCAACGCAGCCUACGCACCGCCCAUAACCGGCAUGAAAAUGACAGAGAACAGCCCCGAACUAGUGCAGCGUGCAUUCGACGUCAACGCCAUGGGAACCUACCAUGUUGCACACUACUUCGUGCCUCUACUCCUUGAUUCUCAAAAUGGAGCGAAGCUGUUCCUGGCCGUUGGCAGCAUUGCAGGCUGUAUCCGACAGGGCAUCAUCGCAAACACGGGGUAUACAAUCUCGAAAAUGGCACAGAUCCGCAUGGUAGAGUAUUUGGGCGAGCAGUAUGGAAGAGCAGAGGACGGCGGACUGCUUGCCCUUGCGGUCCACCCGGGCGCUGUCGGCACCAAAAUGGCCGAGGGCAACACGCCUGACGCGUUCUUGCGGUACUUGACAGACGGCGUGGACCUGUGUGGUGCGUGGUUGGUGUGGGUAGCAAGCAGCAGGGCCAAAGGAGAGCUGCAGUGGCUGACGGGCAGGCUCGUGAGUGCCAAUUGGGAUGUUGGCGAGCUUCUAGAAAAGAAGGCGCAGAUCGAGAAGGGAGAUCUCUUGAAGUUUGAGUUGCUUACCCGGUAA